Molecule: messenger RNA, 2516 nt
Organism: Agelaius phoeniceus (red-winged blackbird)
Lineage: Eukaryota; Metazoa; Chordata; Aves; Passeriformes; Icteridae
Source: RefSeq, a predicted model, not a curated record
CUUGAGUCACCCCGGGCACGGCCAGGCCGGGCCGGGGGCACCGAGGGCUGCCGGGGGCACGGAGAGCCCCGCACCUGGGCAGGUGGCGGCUCUGUUCCGGGGCGGGGGGACCCCCCCGUGUGCCGGCUGUGAACAGGAUACGAGCGGCUGCGGCGGGGACACAGCGGCAGCAUCACCCCCGCCCCCGGGCAGAGCCGGUUCGUGCCCCCGGGACCCCUCCCGGGGCCAUGUCGGGGGCCGGGGGCUGCGGGAUGCGCGGGGGGGAUCCCGCCCAGCGGCCCCCAGCUGCCCCUCGGGAUGCUGGCAUCGCUGGUGCACGCCCGGCGCGCUGAGCCGCCCGUGGCCCCGCGCUGUCCCCGCGCUGUCCCCGCGCUGUCCCCGCCGCCCCGCAUGGCGCUGCAGCCCGAGCCGCCGCUGGACCUGAGCUUCCUGACGGAGGAGGAGCGGAGCUGCAUCGCCCGCGUGCUGCAGCGGGACUGGCAGCUCCGCCGGCGGGAGGAGGGCCGCGUCAGCAAACUCCGCAAGUCGGUGUCGGACCCGGCGCGGCUGCGGAGCCUCACCGGGGACUGGUUCAGCGACGCCCGCGCCCAGCGCCACCAGCACCCGCUGGGCUCCGACCUGGUGCGAGCCUCCAUCCGCCGCAGGAGGCGGCCCCGGGGGACGGGGGAGCUGGAGCGCGGCCCUAGCCUGGAGGCCAUCGAUGAGCCGCUGGCAGAGGAGAGGGAGGAUGAGGAUGGCGCGUUGGAGACGGAUGAGAGUUCUCCCCCCGAGGAGGUGCAGGAGGCCACUGAGCCCCAGCCCAGCCCCCCCGGCCCGGCUGUGGAGGGGACCCCGGGCUCCCAGCCCGUGCUGCAGGGUGCCAUCCCCCCGAGGGAGCAGGACAGCCCAGGUGACACGGGAGGUCCCUCCCUGGGCUCGAGCAGCACAGAGGAGGAUGAGGAGGAGGAGGAAGAGCCGGACUCGGCACACGGCAGCCACAGUGCUGGGCAGAGACCAGAGACCCCCCAGACGGAUCAGAUGCCCCCAGACCCACUGUCCCCACAGAACGGCCACACCCCCCGGAGGCUGCUGAGCACCAGCUCCUCCGUGUCCAGCCUCAGCUCCUCCACGCUGAGCGGGAGCCUGAUGAGCCUGUACAGCGAGGGGGAGCUGGGCAGGGUGGCCGUGCGGGGCUGCGUGCAGUUCUCCCUGCGCUACCAGGCUGCCGAGAAGGAGCUGCAGGUGCACGUCCUGCGCUGCCGCCAGCUGGCCGAGGCCAAGAAGCAGCGCUCGGACCCGUACAUCAAGACCUACCUGCUGCCCGACAAGUCCAACCGCAGCAAGCGCAAGACCGCGGUGAGGAAGAGGAGCUUGGACCCCGUCUUCAACGAGACCCUCAAGUACAAGCUGGAGAAGAGGGACCUGCAGGGCCGGACCCUGAACCUCUCCGUGUGGCACCAUGACAGCCUGGGCAGGAACCUCUUCCUGGGCGAGGUGGAGGUGGCUCUGGGCACCUGGGACUGGGCCAACACGCGGCCCGAGUGGUUCAGCCUGCAGCCACGGGUGCCCAUCCCCUCGCACGGCCUGGCCAGCCGUGGCAGCCUCAACCUGGCGCUCAAAUUCAUCCCCGCCGGCUCGGAAGGAGCGGGGAUGCCACCCACGGGCGAGCUGCACAUCUGGGUGAAGGAUGCCCAGAGCCUCAUCCCGCUGCAGAGCGGCACCGUGGAUGCCUUCGUGCAGUGCUACGUGCUGCCCGACGACAGCAAGGCCAGCCGGCAGAAGACGCGGGUGGUGAAGCGGAGCCUGAACCCCCUCUUCAACCACACCAUGGUGUACGACGGCUUCCAGGCCAGGGACCUGGCCGAGGCCUGUGCUGAGUUCACCCUCUGGCACCACGAAGCCUUCUCCAAAUGCCAGCUGGGUGGCAUCCGCCUCAGCCUGGGCACCGGCAGCAGCUACGGGCUGCCCGUGGGCUGGAUGGACUCCACGGCGGAGGAGCAGGGCGUGUGGAAGCAGCUGCUGCAGACGCCCGGGCGCUGGGUGGAGGCGCUGCUGCCCCUGCGGACCAACCUGGUGCCCCGGGGGUAGCCCCAGCCCCGCGGAGCGGCUGCUGCCAGCGGGACUGCGGGGUCUGUGCGGGCUGGGGUCUGUGCCCUCCCCUCCAGCAGCAAUGAAGUGGCACCAGAGGGCACAGCUGGCAGCUGUUUAUUGCUGUGGGCACAUCUGGCAGCUUCUUAUUGCUGUGGGCACAUCUGGUGGCUGUUUGCUGCACUGGCCAGCAUCCCCUGCCUUCUCCCUCCACUGUGGGGCUGGAGCUGCUGCUCCCAGUGUGGGGCUGUGCCCUCCAUCCCCGUCCUUCCAGCCCCCAGGGUGGGGGCCCUGCUCUGCCCGGGUGCCCCUUCUCUUACUGGGGUCCCCCGCUCUGGGCUGCCCACCCUGGCUCCCAGUCACUGUGGGAGAACAUCCAAAUCCACAAAGGUGUUUUUGCUGUCCCAGGACUGCUGGGGCUGGGGGGUGACAAUGACACGGACACCAAA